AUGUCUCUCGCUCAGCUGUCACAACUACUGCCCCUGCCGGAAGAAAAUCUCCAGCAAGUCCUCGACUACGCGGCGACGCUCUCCAGCGCCGAGGCUGCCACGCAUUUCGACAACCUGCUGGGCGAUUCGCCCCUCGCCCUCGAGUUCAUCUCAUCCUUCAACGGCCGUAGAAAGGAGGCGCCGCAACGGACUACGGGCCACGGUUCCGCUUCGGCUUCUGAGUCGGCCUCAUCCUUGGAGCCGGUGCCCAAGGCCAAGCGAGCGACGAAAAAGGACAAGGCGGCGAUCGGCACGCCGGAAGCUCGAAGCGGCCACGAGUACGCCGGUGCUCCCGGUGCCGCCUACUACAAGAAGUCUUCGGAUGUCGAGUACAUCCCGCAGCGAGCGAGCGCACCGGGCAGCCGCAAUGCUUCCCGACCGGCGACGCCCACGGCGGUGCAGCGUGCGGCCAAGCAGCACGCCUCGGCCACGGGCUUCCUCAUCUCGGAGCUGCCGGCGACGACCAAGUCCAAGGCCAAACCCAAAGCCCAGUCCAGCCCUUCCUCCCGCAGCUCGACACCGAAACCGGCACCGGCUGGCAGCAAGAGCAAGGUAUCCAUCACGGGCGGGACGCCCAUGGCAGGGCAGUCGACGGCGCUCGCCGACCUCGACGCCGCCAUUCGGGCACUCGAAAUCACGACGAACCCCCCCGACGAGGUCCAGGCCAUGAUACGGGAGCUCAAGGACGAGCGCGGCCGGGAGAAGAUGGCGGCCAACGCGUCGUCCAACAGGAGAGCCGAAGUGUCCAGGAAGCCGGCACCAUUCACCCAGCCGCGCGGAGCCGACACCGACGACGGCCGCUCCUUGGCCGAGGCGGCCGUCAAGGCUCGAGAGCAUCGCGACAAGCUCCUCAGCUUCCAGGCCCAAAACGCCAAACGAACGACGGUCCGUGACGAGGCGGCCGACUUUGACGUCAGCGGAGCCAUGACGGGACGCGGCAACAUGUGGGCGAGCCCCGAGGAGCGAGCCAAGGAGCUCAAGCGGCAGCAAGCGAUGCUGCGGGAGAUGGAGUGGAACGCAAAGCCCGACUACGAGAAGCGACGACAGGUCAUCAGCAUCGACCUCGUCGGCGGCAAGGUCGUGCGGAAGAUGGCCGCCAUCGAGCGGCCGCGGCAACCCCUUGCUCGGCGCCUUGCUGCGGCCCGUGCUGGACAGCAAGGGAAAGGCCGACGGCCGGUUGGCGGGACGGACGAAUGGCAAGAAGAGCUGGAGACGGGUGCAGGAUGA
This is a messenger RNA of Drechmeria coniospora, 1266 nucleotides long. RefSeq lists its product as uncharacterized. The transcript has 3 exons. The record is from RefSeq and is a predicted model, not a curated record. The coding region runs from base 1 to 1266 and encodes 421 amino acids. NCBI's taxonomy places the organism in Eukaryota, Fungi, Ascomycota, Sordariomycetes, Hypocreales, Ophiocordycipitaceae.